GCUCCAGAUGAUCCGCACAAACAUCAGGAAAGAGACAGAGAAGACUCCAGCAGCUGGAGUCACACACACACACACACACACACACACACACACACAGCCCUGAGCUGGAGACGUGUCGCUGCCACACACACACACACACACCUCAUGAUUCCAGCUGAACCUUGUCCUCAGGCUCAUCGCAGCGUGUGAAACAGUCGCUGGAGAGCAGAUGAAGUGUAUCUCGCUGGAGCUCGGAGGAACACACUGGAUGGAGCAGCUCUCUGGACUCUCGUUCCCCGUGUGUCUGCUGGUGUCUGUAGUAUGUGAAGUCUGCACACAGUCACUGUUGUAUUGCUGGAGUCCUGCAGCAUGAGUAUCUCUGGGAAGUCGUGGCUCUGGCCCUCGUUCAGCAGCUUCAGGCCUCGGUCGGAGCGAGUGCUGCUGACCCGCAGCGAGAGCACACCUGGAGAACCGGUGCUGAAGAUCACCAUCACAGAGACCACGCUGAUCGAGGCCGACGCCGGCGUCUGGAGCUCCAGGGCUCUCUCAUACCUGACGCUCUGGUACUUCUUCAGCUUCUGCACGCUCUUCCUCAACAAGUACAUCCUGUCUCUGCUGGAGGGGGAGCCCAGCAUGCUCGGUGCCGUCCAGAUGCUCUCCACGACUGUCAUCGGCUGUGUUAAGACCUUCGUGCCUUGCCCCCUGUAUCAUCAUAAAUCCCGCACAGAAUACCCCCCUAACUUCCUCAUGAUCAUGCUGUUUGUGGGCCUGAUGAGGUUCACAACGGUGGUGUUGGGUUUGGUUAGUCUGAAGAAUGUGGCCGUGUCAUUCGCUGAGACGGUGAAGAGCUCAGCGCCCAUCUUCACGGUUAUAAUGUCCCGCCUCAUACUGGGAGAAUACACAGGGUUCUGGGUGAAUCUGUCUCUGGUUCCUGUGAUGGCGGGUCUGGCUCUCUGCACUGCCACCGAGGUCAGCUUCAACAUGCUGGGCUUCUCCGCCGCUCUCUCCACCAACAUCAUGGACUGUCUACAGAAUGUGUUUUCCAAGAAGCUGCUGAGUGGAGACAAGUACAGGUUCAGUCCUCCAGAGCUUCAGUUCUACACCAGCGCUGCUGCGGUCAUCAUGCUCAUACCUGCCUGGAUCUUCCUGAUGGACCUGCCUCUGAUGGGGAAGAGCGGGCGCUCCUUCACACUCUCUCAGGACAUCGUGCUGCUGCUGCUGUUGGACGGUGUGCUCUUCCACCUGCAGAGUGUCACGGCCUACGCUCUCAUGGGACGCAUCUCCCCCGUCACCUUCAGUGUGGCCAGCACGGUGAAGCACGCUCUGUCCAUCUGGCUGAGCAUCAUCGUGUUCAGUAACCCCAUCACGCUGGUGUCGGCCGCCGGGACCCUCAUGGUGUUCCUGGGAGUCCUGCUCUACAACAAGGCCAAGCAGAUUCAGAGAGACUCUCUGUUCCAGCAGGCUGUGGAGCAGUCCACCGAGCAGCAGAAGCCCAGCGCACACGACUCAGACAACACUCCUGAUCCUCACGACUAGACCAGGAGGAGCUCCUCGCCGCUCAGGACUGACAGAGGCAUGCCUUCGGGACCCUCUGUACAUUUAGUCAAACUGACAGAGACUCUUUAGGAAGAUGUAGGCAGUUAAACCCCAAACAGUUAUCAGUGUCUUCUGUGGUAUGACUGGAUUUGAUUGUAUUCCUCCACAUCCUCUCACUUGCUCUGGAUCUGGAACAGAAGAGAUGGUUUUGUUGGAUUAUGCCUGUGUAUUUUUCUCUUUUCCUGUUGUUUUCUCUCUUAGUUUGUAUGAAUUGUCUCUCUGGGAGUGUUGGUUAAGUGAUGUGACAGAAACAGACUCGUCAGAUACUCGAUCAAACUGCUGACACAAUGUCUUCAAGGUUAUGUUUAAUCAAUCGUAUCAGCUGUGGUGGGUUGUGUGUGUCAUAGUAUCAUGAUGUCUGAACAAAAACCACUUAUGGGAAGUGUCUGUAUAAUUUGGUCUUUAUUUGUGCAUUGGUUGUUUUAUAUGAAUAAACCGUGUAGGAAUGA
This is a messenger RNA of Carassius gibelio (silver crucian carp), 2024 nucleotides long. RefSeq names its product solute carrier family 35 member E2A. The coding region runs from base 349 to 1515 and encodes 388 amino acids. NCBI's taxonomy places the organism in Eukaryota, Metazoa, Chordata, Actinopteri, Cypriniformes, Cyprinidae. Gene Ontology annotation, cellular component: Golgi apparatus. Gene Ontology annotation, molecular function: antiporter activity. The transcript has 9 exons. The record is from RefSeq and is a predicted model, not a curated record.